GAGAGCACGGCGGCUGACAAGAACGCGACGAGGAAGGAGGCGAUCGCAAUGGGGUACGCUAUCGCGAUUUCCUAGCCGCCGGGCGCCGGGUUAGGCCUAAAUCUCUAGCAAUGGCGGCGACAGUAUGGCGCCGCGCUCUCCCCCGGAUUCUAUCACUCUCGCCGACCAUCACAGCGACACCGGCGGCGAUCCAAUCGCAUCCCUGGGCGGCCGAUUGUCCAAGAAAGCUCCUGCCACUGGCGGCGCGCUGGGAUUCUCGCCGCUUCGUCCAGCUCGAGCCGAAGAUCGACGUCGACAACAAAGUGGAUCCAUUUGGUCUAGUGGCAGAGGAGAUGGCCCAGUUAGGGCGGCGGCUGCGCGACAUGGUCGCCGCCGAGGUCCCCAAGCUCGCGUCCGCCGCCGAGUACUUUUUCAAGCUGGGCGUGGAGGGCAAGCGCUUCCGGCCAAUGGUCCUCCUCCUCAUGUCCUCGUCUCUCACAAUGGUCCUCCCCAGCGCCGCCGCCGCUGCAGCCACCAGCGAUGAGAAGAACUGGCGCCAUCACAAGCUCGCGGAGAUCACCGAGAUGAUCCACGUCGCCAGCCUCCUCCACGACGACGUGCUUGACCACGCCGACACGCGCCGGGGGAUCGCCUCGCUCAACUUCAUCAUGGGCAACAAGCUCGCGGUCCUGGCCGGGGACUUCCUCCUCGCCCGCGCCGCCUUUAGCCUCUCCACGCUCCAGAACGACGAGGUGGUCGGCCUCAUGUCCAAAGUUCUCGAGCAUCUAGUCGCCGGAGAGGUGAUGCAGUGGACAGUGGACGCCGAGAAGAGCUCGAGCAUGGACUACUACCUCCAGAAGACCUUCUACAAGACGGCCUCGCUCAUCGCCAAUAGCUGCAAGUGCAUCGCCAUCCUGGCCGGGCACCCCAAGGAGGUGGCGGCGCUGGCCUUUGACUAUGGCCGCCACCUCGGUCUCGCCUAUCAGCUCGUCGACGAUCUCCUCGACUUCACGGGCACCAAGGCGUCGCUGGGGAAGCCCGCGCUCUCCGACUUGCGGGAGGGGAUUGCCACCGCGCCGGUGCUCUACGCGCUCGAGGAGCACCCGGCGCUACAGGAGCUCAUCGACCGGAAGUUCAAGGAUCCCGGGGACGUUGACAGUGCGCUCAAGAUGGUGCUGGCGAGCAGUGGGAUCCGCAAGACCAAGGAGCUGGCCAGGGAGCACGCGUCCAAGGCCGCCGAUGCAGUCGCGGCCUUUCCUCCCACGGCCUCGGACAAGGCGUCUUUGUGUCGUAGAGCGCUGACGGAGCUCACCGAGCAAGUAAUUACACGGUCCAAGUGAGUGGAUCGUAAGAACUUAAAUUCUUCUCCUUUUUCUUUGCAGUCGAGGAAGGAUGUGCUACGAAGCUGUGAAUUUAUCCGCUCGUUUUAACUGCGCAAAGUUACGAUCAAUAAGACGAUAUUACUUCUA
Messenger RNA from Selaginella moellendorffii, 1448 nucleotides. RefSeq names its product solanesyl-diphosphate synthase 1, mitochondrial. Gene Ontology annotation, cellular component: transferase complex. Gene Ontology annotation, biological process: ubiquinone biosynthetic process; isoprenoid biosynthetic process. Lineage: Eukaryota; Viridiplantae; Streptophyta; Lycopodiopsida; Selaginellales; Selaginellaceae. The transcript has a single exon. Gene Ontology annotation, molecular function: prenyltransferase activity. The record is from RefSeq and is a predicted model, not a curated record. Bases 111 to 1319 code for a protein of 402 amino acids.